UUGUGUAUUUAUACAGCGUAGGAAAGUACAUUUUCAAAAUGAUUUACUAAAGAUAAGUACAUGUGCGUAUUUUGUCUUAGUUCUUCAUUACUUAAAAUAUUUCAUGAAGAUUUCUAAUACUAAAUAUGGAAAAAACGUUGAAAGGAAUAAGAGCACCGAGCACAAUAAGAGAAGCAUUUGACGAGUGGAAGGACAAACAAUCAAACUGUUUGACCAAGAGCAAGACUUUAAAUGCACUAUUUGAAGCAGGACAAAAUCCAAUCGAGCGUGAUAUAAAUAUGUUUUGGAAGAAAAAAGGCAAAUCAGAUACCGAUACAUUAGGUUUUGAAGAAUUUGAAGAAUUAUUUAUUCAACUUGGAAACCCCAGGGAUGUCAUUAGAAAUGCACUUAAACAUUUUGAUGCAAACGAAAAUGGGAAAAUAGACAGCGACGAGUUACGAGAAAUUCUUAAGGCAGCUGGUGAAUUGGAAAAUACCAGUCAAGUGACGGAAGAUAGUUAUGUCGCAUUAAUACUUAGUAUUGGAGAUAGAAACAAAAAUCAUGAACUAGAAAUAGAUGAAUUGGUUACGAUGAUUCAAGACGGACUUAUCAAACGCUGACGAUGUCCUCAUGUUGUGUCACCUUAAAGGGGAUCCAGGCGAAUAUCAGAUUCUGUUGUACAUUGAAGAACAAAGACAUUUUUUUACAUUUGAAUGGAUUCAGAGACUGCGUGCACACUAACUUGGAAUCAAUCAAACUAUUAUACUAAUGGUCGGAUAAUUGUUAAUAAUAUAUGCUUCCAGGAUCAUACACUUCGUUAAGAAUAAAAUUUUAAUGGAGAGUGGUUUUGGCGUUUUAACUUCACCCUUUCAGUCUUCCAGAGACUUAAUGAUCAAAAAUAGCGCUUAAAUUAUUAUUUAAAUUUUUGGUUCUAUUGAUUGUUUUUAAUGCUUUGUCGUUUAAAAUAGAGUUACCCUGAACAAUUAAUAUAUUGUCAAGGUAUACUUGUUACCAUUGUUCACCUAUAAAAUACUCUUUCAAAAUCAAAGACCAUGUCACGUCUUUGUGCAAAUUGCUAUCAAAUUUACAAUUUUAUUUCACUUUUAAUUGUUCAUUUAGUGAAGUUUAUGUAUUUAACAAUACCGUUGAUUAACAAACAUGGGAGACCUUCGUGAAGAAUUUAGUAUCUUCAGUGAUGAUGGAGAAGGGGUAACAAGGCAGCAAGCUUACUCGGCUAUUUGUCAAUUAAACAAAAAUCCUCCAGCCGUGGAAAUAGACAAUUUCUUCAAUGAACAUGACAUAACAGACCCUGAGGGUACAAUCACAUUUGAACUGUUUGAAGAGCUUUAUAAUCAAUUUGCCACUCCAACUGUGGAGGACUUAGAACAAGCUCUCAAAGUCUUUGAUACCGACGAUGAUGGUCAGAUCAGCGUAGAUGAGCUCAAAAAUAUCCUAAAGAGCAGUCAUAGUGUCAGAGGAAUUGAUGUGGACCUCAAUGAAGAAUAUGUUGAGAAAAUAUUAAAUAGAAUCUUAGGAGAAGCUGAUGAGAAUGAGGACGGGCUAUUGAGCUGCAAAGAACUUGCAACCUAUCUGAUAACAAACCAAGUCUUAGAUGUUGAUACACUGGACCCUGAAUGUUAACGCAUGGAGCAGCAUACGGAUCUUCCAACAGCUAUUUCUAUUAAGACAUUUAUCGUGUGUUUUAAAUUGAUAUACAAACACUUUUUAUCGGAAUCUUUCACUGCAUGUGUGGCGAUUGAUAUAAUGAAGUCAAGAUUUAAAAAAAUGGAGAAUCACCGAUAUUAGAUGUGUUGACAUAAACAUUAUAAUUUCACCGAUAUUAGACGUGUUGACAUAAACAUUAUAAUUUCACCGAUAUUAGACGUGUUGACAUAAAAAUUAUAAUUUUUGGUGUGCAAUAUGCAAUGUCAUACAAAUUUGAAAGCUUUAAAAUUCAAAUAUAUACGUCAGUAGUUUUGUACUUAACCAAUACGCAAACGAUUUGAUACAAACGAAAACGGAAAGAUAUUUGAAGCUUUGUUGUAAUUUUUAAAUUUUUUAUAUAAUAAAGAAAUUCAUACGCAUCAGACAAUA
Molecule: messenger RNA, 2073 nt
Organism: Ruditapes philippinarum (Manila clam)
Lineage: Eukaryota; Metazoa; Mollusca; Bivalvia; Venerida; Veneridae
Product: calmodulin-like
Exons: 9
Coding region: 126-599 (157 amino acids)
Cellular component (GO): myosin II complex
Molecular function (GO): calcium ion binding
Source: RefSeq, a predicted model, not a curated record